GUGUUUAGUGCAUGUAUCUAUGCACUUCCGGAAUUAAAGCAGUUGGCAAUAUGGCCUCCCAAGAGACUUGUCGUUACUGUUUUCCAGUUCAUAAUCCACUAUAAUCCAGAUCAUAACAUGGCGCUGCGGACUGUUUCUGGUAUGUGUACGAUGCGGAAUAUCUCCGUCGCAUUCUGGUAACUGGACUGUAAUAGAUAUUGACGAAUAGUUUGGUUUUGUGAUGUGUUAAGUGUUACCCUAAAACGCACGCGUAAUGGAGGGACUGAAACCACCGGGACCUUUCACCUUUGAUGGAGAUCUGGCUAACAAUUGGAAGCGCUGGAAGCAAAAAUUUUUAAUAUAUAUGAAAGCCACAGGUGGUGACGGUAAAGACGACGGUAUUAAAAUAGCUACAUUGCUGCACGUGCUUGGUGAAGAAGGGCAGGAUUUAUUCUUCACCAUGGAUAUAUCUGAAGAAAACAGUAAAAAAUAUGAUUCUGUUCUGGCAUGCUUAGAAUCAUAUUUUCUGCCUAAGACUAAUCAAAGUGUCGAAAGACAUAAAUUCAACAAUCGAGUACAAGAAGAAGGGGAGACUAUCGACGCCUUUGUCACAGCACUAAGACGUCUAAGCACCAAUUGUGGUUAUGAUGGACUAAGAGAUGACCUCAUCAAAGACAGAAUAGUGUGUGGAGUUCGAGAUUCCCGUCUCAAAGAUCGCUUGUUACGGGAGCCGAUACUAACGCUGGCAAAGGCAACACAAAUUUGCAAAGCUGCUGAACAGACACAAGAAUUAAUGGAGACAAUCGAUAGAAAGGAGGUAGUACAUACAGUGUAUCGUAGCAAUCAAAAAAGUAUGAAGUCGUCAGAAAGAAGUACAGAAGAUGAAGACAUCUGUGAGAAGAGAACUUCAAAUUACAGGACAAGAGGAAAACCCAUGGGACGAGCAGCAUACCCUUCUCACUCUAAUAACAGCUUUAAGGGUCCACGAGAUGGAAGGGCCACGCAUCAGCAGUACAACAAGCCAUCAACAAGUAAGCUACAUCCGGAACAUGGCACACACAAUGAAGGCUUUUCAAGGUAUGGUCAAUCUUUUGAUAAGAUGUGUCACAAAUGUGGACAUAAACAUUCUUACCAACAGUGCCCUGCGAUCAAUGCUGCAUGUUAUAAUUGCAAUAAAAGGGGUCAUUAUUCGAGAAUGUGUAGAUUGAAAUCUGUCAAUGAAGUGUUAAAUAAGGAAAGUAAUGUAGGUAGUGAAAAGCCUGUUGAAUUGUUGUUAGGUUGUGUUACAUCUAAAAUGCUUAUGCCUGUUGAUGGUAUAGCAACAAACCUAACGGAUGAAUGGUUUUAUAGUUUAUAUAUAACUGACUCUGAUGUAAAUAUUAAUUUCAAAGUUGAUACAGGGGCACAAGUUAAUGUACUUCCUGAAAGUGUUUUCUUAAAAUUGAAGUUAACUAAUACUGCAUUGUUAAAGUCCCAGGUGGCACUCAGAACCUAUUCGGGGUCAGAAAUACAACUCUUAGGAAAGUGUUUUCUUGACUGUAGGACUAACUUAGGGACCUCGCACAAAUUAGAAUUUCAGGUGACAAAAGUUGAUCACUCUACACCUAUAAUAGGGUUACCUGGCAUUCAGCAACUUGGAAUACUUAAGAGAGUAGACACGGUGGAUGCGAGACAGGAACCGCAAAUGCACAAAAUGUUGUCUCAAUAUAAGGCUGUUUUUGAAGGCUUAGGCAACAUUAGGGUGGAACCACAUCAGUUUGUGCUAAAACCAGAUAGUGCACCACCGACAGUUUCUUUUCAAAGAAUACCCUUUUCUCUACAUGACCAGCUGCAAGAAGAGCUGGAUCGAAUGAUAAAACUAGGGGUAAUAAUCAAGGUGGAUGAACCAACUGAAUGGUUGAACCCUAUUGUUGUCGUAAAGAAGCCUUCUGGGGAAUUGAGAGUUUGUUUAGACCCUCAACCAUUAAACAAUGCAAUCUUAAGAGAACACUGUAGAUUACCAACACUAGAGGAGGUCACUCUCAAAAUGCAAGGAUCACAGUACUUUAGCACUUUAGACGCCAAUAAAGGUUUUUGGCAGAUACAGCUUACUGAGGAAAGCUCAAAGCUGACUACCUUUCACUCACCAUCACAGGGACGGCUUAGGUUCACACGCCUACCCUAUGGACUGUCUUGUGCGUCAGAAAUUUUCUUCAAAGUUUUUAGCACAUUGUUUCAGGACAUUGAUGGGGUACAAGUUUAUAUUGAUGACAUCAUUGUUUUUGGUAAGGACCAACAUGAACAUGAUCAGAGGUUGGAAAGGGUCCUUCAAAGGGCAUUAAAAAAAAAUGUAACAUUUAACUGGGAUAAAUGUAGGUUUCGCCUAAGCGAGGUCAAAUACAUAGGACAUAUCUUCGGCAAAGAAGGAAUAAAAGUUGACCCGAGUAAAGUUCAAGCCAUAACUGACUUUUUGGAACCCAAGGGAGUGAGUGACUUGCAAAGGUUUCUCGGGAUGAUAACUUACCUUGGAAAAUUUGUUCCCAAUCUGUCUGAACACACUGCCUUAUUAAGGGAAUUGUGCAAACAAGGGGCUAUCUGGCAGUGGUCAGAACGACAUCAAAAUGCUUUUGAAAAAGUGAAAAUUUUGUUAGCCACUACACCUGUAUUACAGUUUUAUAACCCUCAUGAGCCUAUAACCAUUUCAGUUGAUGCAUCCCAAAAGGGUUUGGGAGCAGUUCUGUUACAGUCUAAGGGUCCAGUGGCAUAUGCAUCAAAAUCAUUGACACAGACCCAGCAGAACUAUGCACAGAUUGAAAAAGAACUGCUAGCGGUAGUUUACGGCUGUGAGCGUUUUCACCAAUACAUUUUUGGGCGUACUGUUCUUGUUGAGACAGAUCAUAAGCCAUUGGAGGCAAUAUUUAAAAAACCCUUGGAUAGGUGCCCAUUACGAUUACAGCGCAUGAGAAUCAAGUUACAAAAUUAUGACAUUACCCUGAAAUAUGUUCCAGGUAAAGAAUUAGCAAUAGCUGAUGCCUUGUCUAGAGCUAGUGGCCCAGAUACAAACUUUGAACUGCAUGAACAAGAGAUUGCAGCUCAACAAGGCUUGGUUGUACACCACAUACAAGCAUCUAACAAAACUUUGGGAAACCUUCAAUCUGAAACACUUAAGGAUGAAACAUUGAUCCAACUCAAAGCAGUCAUCUUAAAGGGUUGGCCUAAUACAAGUAAAAAACUGCCGUCCUGCGUAAAAGAAUAUUAUUCAUUUAAGGAAGAUUUGACUAUACAGGAUGACCUAAUAUACAAAGGAACCCAAAUCGUAAUUCCCACAUCCAUGAGAGGGGCUUUGCUAGAUAAAAUUCAUUACACUCACUUAGGGAUUCAAAAAUGUAAGCUACGGGCUCGUGAAUGUGUUUUUUGGCCUGGCAUGUCAAGAGACAUAGAAAACAGAGUAGGCAAUUGUACUACAUGCAGGGCAGCACAGCAUGCUAAUACUAAAGAACCCCAAAUUGAUAAAGAAAUUCCAGGCAGACCCUGGCAGAUAGUAGCUAUUGACAUAUUUCACUUCCAGGGCAAAGAUUAUCUCUUGCUAGUUGAUACAUACUCGAAAUACCCUGAAUUUAGCCACCUUCCAAACCUCUCAUCAACUCAAGUAAUUGCACACUGUAAAGCUGUAAUGGCUAGACACGGUAUUCCGGAAAUUCUCUACAGUGACAAUGGUCCUCAAUUUUCCUCUAGAGAGUUCAAGGAUUUUUCCAUGCGUUGGGAUUUUAAACAUAAAACCUCGAGCCCUAUGUACCCGCAGUCCAACGGACUAGCAGAACGCCAUAUACAAACUAUCAAACACAUGUUAAAAAAGUCUGUUGCUGAUCGCAAGGACAUCAUGCUAGCUCUUUUGGAGUAUCGUAAUACACCAAUUGACACCACAAUGCCUUCACCGGCCCAGCUGUUAUUUAGCAGACGCCUAAGAGGCUUGCUACCCUCUACAGCUGACAGAUUUAUUCCUCAAAUACAGCCUAACAUAGUGCAGGAUUUGUAUGCUAGACAACAAAAACAAAAACACUAUUACGACUACCACUCGAGGGUGCUGAAACCUCUUAAGGAAGGGAGUCUAGUAAAAGUUAGGAACAGGAAUUCAUGGCAAAGUGGACAGAUUGUGAAACUCUUGGACAGACCACGGUCGUAUCGCGUAAGGGUUGACACUGGUCAUGAGGUAGAAAGGAAUCGAAAAGAUAUAAUCAGGGAUAGCAUAAAUCAGCCUCUGGUCAUUGCAGGUGACAUAGAAGAACCUAGUGGAGACACUCAAACAGUUGAUAAAUAUGAAUCAAAAACCCCACCUGUGCAUGAACAACUCUCAUGUGAAUUAGUAAAGGAUGGUGAUGAUAAUUCACAAGAAGGGUUUAGAGGAUUUGAAGAAAGACAUAGGCUAGGCAAUAAUGUACAUGAUACACAAAGGAAUUUUGUUCAAAAUGGGGAGAGAGUAGUUAAGUCAAGUUCAGGGCGAACUGUGAAGUUACCAAAUUAUUUAAAAGACUAUGUGUGUAAAAUAUAAAGAAUUUGUUACCAUUUUGUAAACCUUGUGUGUUAAUAACUGUAUUGUUUUAAAUGUGUGGAUUAAUUAUUAGCAUCCUAAAGGUGCACUAAACUGCACUUUGAUAUAAAGACAUGUCUGUUCUAACUUUAUAUUUUGAGAGAGGAGAUGUUAUGUAUCUAUGUGUUUAGUGCAUGUAUCUAUGCACUUCCGGAAUUAAAGCAGUUGGCAAUAUGGCCUCCCAAGAGACUUGUCGUUACUGUUUUCCAGUUCAUAAUCCACUAUAAUCCAGAUCAUAACACAUAAGAACUCCCCGGACCAGCCAGCGUUGCACAUGCAGGAAUCCCCGACGCAGUGCCCGUGAAGUCCGCAGUCCAGGUCACACAGCUCUAGGGAAAAAAAAAAUGGUACAAGCGUGCACUGAUGCACGCGCCCUCCGCGCAGAAGCCGUGGCCCGAGCAGGUGGGGUGCGGGCAGUCCACUGGAAGCACGGGCUCGCAACCGUCGACAAGAGCGCGUCCACAAACAACUGGUGGACCAAUUCCAGCACUUUUUGAAACCUUUUUUUUAUUAAAUUUUUCUUAAAGGUUUUUUUUACACAAUGGGGUUGUUUUUACCAUGUUUUUAUUAGCUUGACCUGCAUGUAUGAAUGAAUGGACUAUGAAAUAAAAUCUUUCCAUUCAAAU
Bacillus rossius redtenbacheri is the source of this 5172-nucleotide messenger RNA. RefSeq lists its product as uncharacterized. Gene Ontology annotation, biological process: DNA integration. Gene Ontology annotation, molecular function: nucleic acid binding; zinc ion binding. The transcript has 3 exons. The coding region runs from base 254 to 4507 and encodes 1417 amino acids. NCBI's taxonomy places the organism in Eukaryota, Metazoa, Arthropoda, Insecta, Phasmatodea, Bacillidae. The record is from RefSeq and is a predicted model, not a curated record.